This is a messenger RNA of Misgurnus anguillicaudatus (oriental weatherfish), 2538 nucleotides long. NCBI's taxonomy places the organism in Eukaryota, Metazoa, Chordata, Actinopteri, Cypriniformes, Cobitidae. The record is from RefSeq and is a predicted model, not a curated record.
CAGAACUGCCCAGCUCAUUAUAUCACGUGAAACCACUGACAGUCAAAGUUGAUUUCCUCUCUAACUUCUACCUACACUGAAUAAGGACCUCUGACACACCGAAGUCUUUCUCUGAGACGUACACAGACUGGAGAACAUCACUAUAUACGUUUUAUAUAAGCAAACAGCGAGAGUUGUGAUUAUUCAGUCAAAACAGAUCCUGAGAAUGAGAUGAACCUCAGAUCACCAUGCAGUGAUGUCAGAGGCGUCAAGCAGCCACAGUCACACCAACAAAGCUAACCAGAGACUUACUCGCUUCAACUUUCCAGCCUGCAGUUCUGUUAUAGUCACACAUGAACACAGACAUGAUGCUGCUCGUCCUCUCAAUCUUUACACUGUUUCUACAGAUUCAUUCACAGCAAACAUUUGAUCCGUCCAGGUUAACAGUAUCUCAAGCAUCAGUGUAUAAAGAGUCGAAUACAGUUCAGCCCAAAACUGACAGCUCAACAGACGUACAGGAAAAUACACAAGAAGCAUCAUCCAAACCAUCUCUCUUUACCACAGUACCAGCUUACAAUAAGAGACCGACAUUAACAAUCAUCCAUGAUUCUCAGCUCGGUGAAUUUAGAUUUUACUGUGAAAUACCAGGAUCAGAAAACACUGGUUAUAUUUGUAAUCUGCUUUUGGGGGACAAACAUAUACAUUUUGCAAAGACUUUGUCACAUAAACGGUUAGGAAAAACACAGUGUAGUUUUACAAUUCGUGAAUAUUCAUUGUUCAUUCGACUGCAGUCAGUUAAGAAUAAAUCAGUGAGCUGUAAUUAUUCUCCAAAAAAGGAUUCAACUAAAAGGUCACCAUACAGUGACAAAUACAACCUAACAGCUUUUCUUCCUGUGCAAAAUCACCAAGUCACCCAGCAUCAGACACCAAACACAACACAGGGAUCAACAACAUAUUCAACACAAACUUUCUCAACUGCAACAGUUACACAAACAUCUCUGACUGCAGAAUCCAGUCCAUGUUUAGGAAACACAACAAACUGUUCAUCUGAAACCGUUACACCCUUAUACCCUCCCAAUGAUCCAUCGAGCAUCACAGAAGCAGGUGGAGCACGUGAGCAUUAACACUUCAAACUCCUUGUCAAAUUUGCAAAAACUUCUAAAUUGUUGAUCAAUCGUUGAUUUAAUUUGAUUUCUUUUGAAGAAAUUUGGCUUCUGAUGGUGAUAGUCACCAGUGGAGGUGUUUUCCUGAGCGGACUCAUGGGUGUUUGUCUGAUCUGUUUUAUCAGUAAGUUUAGUGUACAAACAAACACAUGCAGAUACUGUCCUGACUUUCUUUAAUUUUUCUAACACAACACAUAUUAAUGCACUGAUAUAAUGUGUUUUACAAGGACAAAAACUAGUGAAGAAGAGGUGAGAUUUACUGAUAUAUUAAUUCAAAUACGUAAGUUUGCUUGAACAAGAAAAUAAAUGUGUACUUUUGGUUUGUUUAGUCCUAUGAAACCUUCAGUGCCAUCCACACAACAACCACCAGAUGAUACUGAAGAACAUGAGGAACUAUCUGAAGAAAAUGAGGAUAAAGUUUAUCACGUGUACUGCACGAUUCCUGACGUCUCUACAAAACAUCGUGAAUUUUAUAGUUUAGCACAGAUGCCAAACCAACCUCUGUGAAUUUAAUGUCUUUCUACAUUCUUUCUAAUGUUAUCAUCAUUUCAUCAUGUCUUUAUGUGCUUUUAUUUGUCAAAAACAUAAAUUUAUUUAAACAUGUUAUUACUGUGAUGAACCAUUUUAUUAAAGAAUCUUUCAUUUCCAGUUAUAAAAGUAAAACAGAAAGACUAAAAGACUGUAUAUGUUUUUUUUUACAUCGUGUGAUCUGUGUUGUUAUUUUCCUGCUAUUUAUCAGACAAAACAACACACACAUGCAACACAGCACACAAACAGCAGAACACAACACAGACAUGUAAUGAACCAGAUGAGAAUUGAUCUCGGUCUUGGGGAUGUGUGUCUUUGUUACUAACCACUCCAACACUGAAGAUUGAAUCCAAUUGCAUAUAAACAAUGUUCUGAAUAUUCAAUGAAUUUGAAUAUUUGUACAGAAUCUGCAGUGAUACAGGAGACUUGAUGAUGUGAAUUGAACAGUAAGAUAAUCAAAGAGAAUUCAUUGAUUCCUUUGAAUGAGCUUCAAUGAAGAAAAAUGCUUUUUACUGUUAGAGAGUGUAGUUAUGUUAUCUACCAGCAGAGGAUAACAGAGUCAUGCUAACCAACCAAACCACGAGACCUUUAGUGUAGCUCAGAGACGAUGACGUUGAAUGUGAGGGAGAUGCAGAGAUUAAAACUGAAUGUUUCCUCUAAAAAUCAUUAGUAAAAAAUAAGGGUAAAAAUUCAACAAAAAUCAAUUAUGAUCAGGUACAUGAUGACCACUUGCACUAUGAUGGACUUUCAUAUUCACCAUUCAGUGUGUGUAGGGAUAGGCAUUUUUCAGUAAUAUUAUUUUAGAAUAUUUGAGUUUAUUAAAUUUUUUUUAUCAAAGACAUAUACAUUCAGACUGCUCACUUCCUGG